Messenger RNA from Paramisgurnus dabryanus, 21282 nucleotides. The record is from RefSeq and is a predicted model, not a curated record. NCBI's taxonomy places the organism in Eukaryota, Metazoa, Chordata, Actinopteri, Cypriniformes, Cobitidae.
UGAUGCUUUCUAGUUAGUAUAACAACUUCUGAACAAGAACGUUGACCUAAAACGCAUCUCACAAAACAUUGCAAGGAGUAUAAUAUCGUUUACUGUACAUGGUUAUGACUUUGAAGCGCAGGAGAAGUGUUUUCCUGUCUAAGAAUGAUGGCACAUGGAGAAUUUUAUUCACCUUAUUGUGCUUUUGGUGUACAGUUCUAUCGGCAAGUGCAGAUACCAGUACUUCAACAACCUCAACUACAACUACUACUCCAGUUUCAUCUGAAGCAUCCACAACAACAGCUUUCAGCACAUCAUCACCGACAACAACAAAUGUGAAAACAGACAGCACAACAGUUUCCUCAACAAAUCCUAUCACUUCAGAAACAUCAAGUGCAUCUUCAACAACUCCUACCACUUCAGAAACAACAAGUGCAUCUUUAACAACUCCUACCACUUCCGGAACAACAAGUGCAUCUUCAACAACUUCUACCACUUCCGGAAUAACAAGUGCAUCUUCACCAACUCCUACCACUUUCGGAACAACAAGUGCAUCUUCAACAACUCCUACGACUUCAGAAACAUCAAGUGCAUCUUCAACAACUCCUACCACUUUCGGAACAUCAAGCGCAUCUUCAACAACUCCUACCACUUCAGAAACAUCAAGUCCAUCUUCAACAAGUCCUACCACUUCAGAAACAACAAGUGCAUCUUCAACAGCUCCUACCACUUCCGGAACGACAAGUGCCUCUUCAACAACUCCUAUCACUUCCGGAACGACAAGUGCAUCUUCGACAACACCUACCACUUCCGGAACGACAAGUGCAUCUUCAACAACUCCUACCACUUCCGGAACGACAAGUGCAUCUUCAACAACUCCUACCACUUCAGAAACAACAAGUGCAUCUUCAACAACUCCUACCACUCCUGGAACAACAAGUGCAUCUUUAACAACUCCUACCACUUCCGGAACAACAGGUGCAUCUUUAACAACUCCUACCACUUCCGGAACAACAAGUGCAUCUUUAACAACUCCUAUCACUUCCGGAACGACAAGUGCAUCUUCGACAACACCUACCACUUCCGGAACGACAAGUGCAUCUUCAACAACUCCUACCACUUCCGGAACGACAAGUGCAUCUUCAACAACCCCUACCACUUCAGAAACAACAAGUGCAUCUUCAACAACUCCUACCACUCCUGGAACAACAAGUGCAUCUUUAACAACUCCUACCACUUCUGGAACAACAAGUGCAUCUUCAACAACUCCUACCACUUUCGGCACAACAAGUGCAUCUUCAACAACUCCUACCACUUCCGGAACAACAGGUGCAUCUUUAACAACUCCUACCACUUCCGGAACAACAAGUGCAUCUUCAACAACUCCUACCACUUCAGAAACAACAAGUGCAUCUUUAACAACUCCUAGCACUUCCAGAACAACAAGUGCAUCUUCAACAACACCUACCACUUCAGAAACAACAAGUGCAUCUUCAACAACUCCUACAACUUCAGAAACAUCAAGUGCAUCUUCAACAACUCCUACCACUUUCGGUACAACAAGUGCAUCUUCAACAACUCCUACCACUUCCGAAGCAACAAGUGCAUCUUUAACAACUCCUACCACUUCCGGAACAACAAGUGCAUCUUCAACAACUUCUACGACUUCAGAAACAACAAGUGCGUCUUCAACAUCUCCUACCACUUCCGGAACAACAAGUGCAUCUUUAACAACUCCUACCACUUCUGGAACAACAAGUGCAUCUUCAACAACUCCUACCACUUCAGAAACAUCCAGUGCAUCUUCAACAACACCUACCACUUCUGGAACAACAAGUGCAUCUUCAACAACUCCUACCACUUCUGGAACAACAAGUGCAUCUUCAACAACUCCUACCUCUUCCGGAACAACAAGUGCUUCUUCAACAACUCCUACGACUUCAGAAACAACAAGUGCAUCUUCAACAACUCCUACGACUUCAGAAACAACAAGUGCAUCUUCAACAACUCCUACGACUUCAGAAACAUCAAGUGCAUCUUCAACAACUCCUACCACUUUUGGAACAACAAGUGCAUCUUCAACAACUCCUACCACUUCAGAAACAACAAGUGCAUCUUUAACAACUCCUAGCACUUCCGGAACAACAAGUGCAUCUUCAACAACACCUACCAUCUCCGGAACAACAAGUGCAUCUUCAACAACUCCUACAACUUUUGAAACAUCAAGUGCAUCUUCAACAACUCCUACCACUUCCGGAACAACAAGUGCAUCUUCAACAACUCCAACCACUUCCGGAACAACAAGUGCAUCUUCAACAACUUCUACGACUUCAGAAACAACAAGUGCGUCUUCAACAACUCCUACCACUUCCGGAACAACAAGUGCAUCUUCAACAACUUCUACGACUUCAGAAACAACAAGUGCGUCUUCAACAACUCCUACCACUUCAGAAACAUCCAGUGCAUCUUCAACAACACCUACCACUUCCGGAACAACAAGUGCAUCUUCAACAACUCCUACCACUUCUGGAACAACAAGUGCAUCUUCAACAACUCCUACCUCUUCCGGAACAACAAGUGCAUCUUCAACAACUCCUACGACUUCAGAAACACCAAGUGCAUCUUCAACAACUCCUACCACUUCCGGAACAACAAGUGCAUCUUUAACAACUCCUACCACUUCUGGAACAACAAGUGCAUCUUCAACAACUCCUACCACUUCAGAAACAUCCAGUGCAUCUUCAACAACACCUACCACUUCCGGAACAACAAGUGCAUCUUUACCAACUCCUACCACUUCUGGAACAACAAGUGCAUCUAUAACAACUCCUACCUCUUCCAGAACAACAAGUGCAUCUUCAACAACUCCUACGACUUCAGAAACAUCAAGUGCAUCUUCAACAACUCCUACCACUUUCGGAACAACAAGUGCAUCUUCAGCAACUCCUACCACUUCCGGAACAACAAGUGCAUCUUCAACAACUCCUACCACUUCCGGAACAACAAGUGCAUCUUCAACAACUCCUACCACUUCCGGAACAACCAGUGCAUCUUCAACAACUCCUACCACUUCCGGAACAACAAGUGCAUCUUCAACCACUCCUACCACUUCAGAAACAACAAGUGCAUCUUUAACAACUCCUAGCACUUCCGGAACAACAAGUGCAUCUUCAACAACACCUACCACUUCCGGAACAACAAGUGCAUCUUCAACAACUCCUACCACUUCCGGAACAACAAGUGCAUCUUCAACAACUCUUACCACUUCAGAAACAUCCAGUGCAUCUUCAACAACUCCUACCACUUCCGGAACAACAAGUGCAUCUUCAACAACACCUACCACUUCCGGAACAACAAGUGCAUCUUCAACAACUCCUACAACUUCCGGAACAACAAGUGCAUCUUCAACAACUCCUACCACUUCAGAAACAUCAAGUGCAUCUUCAACAACUCCUACCACUUUCGGAACAACAAGUGCAUCUUCAACAACUCCUACCACUUCAGAAACAUCAAGUGCAUCUUCAACAACUCCUACCACUUUCGGAACAACAAGUGCAUCUUCAACAACUCCUACCACUUCAGAAACAUCAAGUGCAUCUUUAACAACUCCUACCACUUCCGGAACAACAAGUGCAUCUUCAACAACUCCUACCACUUCCGAAACAACAAGUGCAUCUUUAACAACACCUACCACUUCCGAAACAUCAAGUGCAUCUUUAACAACUCCUACCACUUCCGGAACAACAAGUGCAUCUUCAACAACACCUACCACUUCAGAAACAACAAGUGCAUCUUCAACAACUCCUAGCACUUCCGGAACAACAAGUGCAUCUUCAACAACUCCUACCACUUCAGAAACAUCAAGUGCAUCAUCAACAACACCUACCACUUCCGGAACAACAAGUGCAUCUUCAACAACUCCUACCACUUCAGAAACAUCAAGUGCAUCAUCAACAACUCCUACCACUUCCGGAAAAACAAGUGCAUCUUUAACAACUCCUACGACUUCAGAAACAACAAGUGCAUUUUCAACAACUCCUACCACUUCAGAAACAACAAGUGCAUCUUCAACAACUCCUAACACUUCCGGAACAACAAGUGCAUCUUUAAACACUCCUACCACUUCUGGAACAACAAGUGCAUCUUCAACAACUCCUAGCACUUCCGGAACAACAGGUGCAUCUUCAACAACUCCUACCACUUCCGGAACAACAAGUGCAUCUUUAACAACUCUUACCACUUCCGGAACAACAAGUGCAUCUUUAACAACUCCUACCACUUCAGGAACAACAAGUGCAUCUUCACCAACUCUUACCACUUCAGAAACAUCAAGUGCAUCUUCAACAAUUCCUACCACUUUCGGAACAACAAGUGCAUCUUCAACAACUCCUACCACUUCUGGAACAUCAAGUGCAUCUUCAACAACUCCUACCACUUCAGAAAAAACAACUGCAUCUUCAACAACUCUUACCACUUCAGAAACAACAAGUGCAUCUUCAACAACUCCUACCACUUCCGGAACAACAAGUGCAUCUUCAACAAAUCCUACCACAUCCGGAACAACAAGUGCAUCUUUAACAACUCCUACCACUUCCGGAACAACAAGUGCAUCUUCAACAACUCCUACCACAUCCGAAACAACAAGUGCAUCUUUAACAACUCCUACCACUUCAGAAACAACUAGUGCAUCUUCAACAACUCCUACCACAUCCGGAACAACAAGUGCAUCUUCAACAACUCCUACCACUUCCGGAACAACAAGUGCAUCUUCAACAACUCCUACCACAUCCGGAACAACAAGUGCAUCUUCAACAACUCCUACCACUUCCGGAACAACAAGUGCAUCUUCAACAACUCCUACCACAUCCGGAACAACAAGUGCAUCUUUAACAACUCCUACCACUUCAGAAACAACAAGUGCAUCUUCAACAUCUCCUACCACUUCCGGAACAACAAGUGCAUCUUCAAACACUCCAACCACUUCCGGAACAACAAGUGCAUCUUCAACAACUCCUACCACUUCCGGAUCAACAAGUGCAUUUUCAACAACUCCUUCCACUUCAGAAACAACAAGUGCAUCUUCAACAACUCCUACCACUUCCGGAUCAACAAGUGCAUUUUCAACAACUCCUUCCACUUCAGAAACAACAAGUGCAUCUUCAACAACUCCUACCACUUCCGGAACAACAAGUGCAUCUUCAACAACUCCUACCACUUCAGGAACAACAAGUGCAUCUUCAACAACUCCUACCACUUCAGAAACAUCAAGUGCAUCUUCAACAACUCCUACCACUUCAGAAACAACAAGUGGAUCUUCAACAACUCCUACCACUUCCGGAACAACAAGUGCAUCUUCAACAAAUCCUACCACUUCCGGAAAAACAAGUGCAUCUUCAACAACUCCUACGACUUCAGAAACAACAAGUGCAUUUUCAACAACUCCUACCACUUCAGAAACAACAAGUGCAUCUUCAACAACUCCUAACACUUCCGGAACAACAAGUGCAUCUUUAAACACUCCUACCACUUCUGGAACAACAAGUGCAUCUUCAACAACUCCUAGCACUUCCGGAACAACAAGUGCAUCUUCAACAACUCCUACCACUUCCGGAACAACAAGUGCAUCUUUAACAACUCUUACCACUUCCGGAACAACAAGUGCAUCUUUAACAACUCCUACCACUUCAGGAACAACAAGUGCAUCUUCAACAACUCCUACCACUUCAGAAACAUCAAGUGCAUCUUCAACAAUUCCUACCACUUUCGGAACAACAAGUGCAUCUUCAACAACUCCUACCACUUCUGGAACAUCAAGUGCAUCUUCAACAACUCCUACCACUUCAGAAACAACAACUGCAUCUUCAACAACUCUUACCACUUCAGAAACAACAAGUGCAUCUUCAACAACUCCUACCACUUCCGGAACAACAAGUGCAUCUUCAACAAAUCCUACCACAUCCGGAACAACAAGUGCAUCUUUAACAACUCCUACCACUUCCGGAACAACAAGUGCAUCUUCAACAACUCCUACCACAUCCGGAACAACAAGUGCAUCUUUAACAACUCCUACCACUUCAGAAACAACAAGUGCAUCUUCAACAACUCCUACCACAUCCGGAACAACAAGUGCAUCUUCAACAACUCCUACCACUUCCGGAACAACAAGUGCAUCUUCAACAACUCCUACCACAUCCGGAACAACAAGUGCAUCUUCAACAACUCCUACCACUUCCGGAACAACAAGUGCAUCUUCAACAACUCCUACCACAUCCGGAACAACAAGUGCAUCUUUAACAACUCCUACCACUUCAGAAACAACAAGUGCAUCUUCAACAUCUCCUACCACUUCCGGAACAACAAGUGCAUCUUCAAACACUCCAACCACUUCCGGAACAACAAGUGCAUUUUCAACAACUCCUACCACUUCCGGAUCAACAAGUGCAUUUUCAACAACUCCUUCCACUUCAGAAACAACAAGUGCAUCUUCAACAACUCCUACCACUUCCGGAACAACAAGUGCAUCUUCAACAACUCCAACCACUUCAGAAACAACAAGUGCAUCUUCAACAUCUCCUACCACUUCCGGAACAACAAGUGCAUCUUCAAACACUCCAACCACUUCCGGAUCAACAAGUGCAUUUUCAACAACUCCUUCCACUUCAGAAACAACAAGUGCAUCUUCAACAACUCCUACCACUUCAGGAACAACAAGUGCAUCUUCAACAACUCCUACCACUUCAGAAACAUCAAGUGCAUCUUCAACAACUCCUACCACUUCAGAAACAACAAGUGGAUCUUCAACAACUCCUACCACUUCCGGAACAACAAGUGCAUCUUCAACAAAUCCUACCACUUCCGGAAAAACAAGUGCAUCUUCAACAACUCCUACCACUUCCGGAACAACAAGUGCAUCUUUAACGACUCCUACCACUUCCGGAACAACAAGUGCAUCUUCAACAACUCCUACCACUUCAGAAACAACAAGUGCAUCUUCAACAACUCCUACCACUUCUGGAACAACAAGUGCAUCUUCAACAACUCCUACCACUUCAGAAACAUCAAGUGCAUCUUCAACAACUCCUACCACUUCCGAAACAACAAGUGCAUCUUCAACUACUCCUACCACUUCAGGAACAACUAGUGCAUUUUCAACAACUCCUACCACUUCCGGAACAACAAGUGCAUCUUCAACAACUCCUACCACUUCAGAAACAACAAGUUUGUCUUCAACAACUCCAACCACUUCAGUAACAUCAACUGCAUCUUCAAAAACUCCUACCACUUCCGAAACAACAAUUACAUCUUUAACAAUUACAAACGUUAGUACAACUUUACAAACAACAUCAGAUGUGAGAACAGACAGCACAUUAGUGUCCUCAACAACUCCUACCACUUCCGGAACAACAUUUGCAUCUUCAACAACUCCUACCACUUCCGGAACAACAAGUGCAUCUUUAACAACUCCUACCACUUCCGGAACAAGUGCAUCUUCAACAACUCCUACCACUUCCGGAACAACAAGUGCAUCUUCAACAACUCAUACCACUUCCGGAACAACAAGUGCAUCUUCAACAACUCCUACCACUUCAGAAACAUCAAGUGCAUCUUCAACAACUCAUACCACUUCCGGAACAACAAGUGCAUCUUCAACCACUCCUACCACUUCAGAAAUAUCAAGUGCAUCUUCAACAACUCCUACCCCUUUCGGAACAACAAGUGCAUCUUUAACAACUCCUACCACUUCCGGAACAACAAGUGCAUCUUUAUCAACUCCUACCACUUCCAGAACAACAAGUGCAUCUUCAACAACUCCUACCACUUCAGAAACAGCAAGUGCAUCUUCAACAACUCCUACCACUUCAGGAACAACAAUUGUAUCUUCAACAACUCCUACCACUUCAGAAACAACAGGUGCAUCUUCAACAACUCCUACCACUUCUGGAACAACAAGUAUAUCUUCAACAACUCCUACCACUUCAGAAACAACAAGUGCAUCUUUAACAACUCCUACCACUUCCGGAACAACAUUUGCAUCUUCAACAAUUCCUACCACUUCCAGAACAACAAGUGCAUCUUCAACAACUCCUACCACUUCAGAAACAACAAGUGCAUCUUCAACAACUCCUACAACUUCAGAAACAACAAGUGCAUCUUCAACAACUCCUAUCACUUCUGGAACAACAAUUGCAUCUUCAACAACUCUUGCCACUUCUGGAACAACAAGUGCAUCUUCAACAACUCUUACCACUUCCGGAACAACAAGUGCAUCUUCAACAACUCCUACCACAUCCGGAACAACAAGUGCAUCUUUAACAUUUCCUACCACUUCAGAAACAACAAGUGCAUCUUCAACAACUCCUACCACUUCCGGAUCAACAAGUGCAUCUUCAACAACUCCUAUCACUUCCGGAACAACAAGUGCAUCUUCAGAAACUCCUACCACUUCCGGAACAACAUUUGCAUCUUCAACAACUCCUACCACUUCAGAAACAUCAAGUGCAUCUUCAACAACUCCUACCACUUCCGGAUCAACAAGUGCAUCUUCAACAACACCUACCACUUCCGGAACAUCAAGUGCAUCUUUAACAACUCCUACCACUUCUGGAACAACCAGUGCAUCUAUAACAACUCCUACCUCUUCCGGAACAACAAGUGCAUCUUCAACAACUCCUACGACUUCAGAAACAUCAAGUGCAUCUUCAACAACUCCUACCACUUCCGGAACAACAAGUGCAUCUUUAACAACUCCUACCACUUCAGAAACAACAAGUGCAUCUUCAACAACUCCUACCACUUCAGGAACAACAAGUGCAUCUUCAACAACUCCUACCACUUCAGAAACAACAAGUGCAUCUUCAACCACUCCUACCACUUCAGAAACAUCAAGUGCAUCUUUAACAACUCCUACCACUUCCGGAUCAACAAGUGCAACUUUAACAACUCCUAUCACUUCCGGAACAACAAGUGCAUCUUCAACAACUCCUUCCACUUCCGGAACAACAAGUGCAUCUUCAACAACUCCUACCACUUCAGAAACAUCAAGUGCAUCUUCAACAACUCCUAACACUUCUGGAACAACAGGUGCAUCUUUAACAACUUUUACCACUUCAGGAACAACAAGUGCAUCUUCAACAACUCCUUCCACUUCAGGAACAACAAGUGCAUCUUCAACAACUCCUACCACUUCAGGAACAACAAGUGCAUCUUCAACAACUCCUACCACUUCAGAAACAACAAGUGCAUCUUCAACCACUCCUACCACUUCAGAAACAUCAAGUGCAUCUUUAACAACUCCUACCACUUCCGGAUCAACAAGUGCAACUUUAACAACUCCUAUCACUUCCGGAACAACAAGUGCAUCUUCAACAACUCCUUCCACUUCCGGAACAACAAGUGCAUCUUCAACAACUCCUACCACUUCAGAAACAUCAAGUGCAUCUUCAACAACUCCUAUCACUUCCGGAACAACAAGUGCAUCUUCAACAACUACUACCACUUCCGGAACAACAAGUGCAUCUUUAACAACCCCUUCCACUUCCGGAACAACAAGUGCAUCUUCAACAACUCCUAACACUUCAGAAAUAUCAAGUGCAUCUUCAACAACUCCUAUCACUUCCGGAACAACAAGUGCAUUUUCAACAACUCCUACCACUUCUGGAACAACAAGUGCAUCUUUAACAACUCCUACCACUUCAGGAACAACAAGUGCAUCUUCAACAACCCCUACCACUUCAGAAACAACAAGUGCAUCUUCAACAACUCCUACCACUUCCGGAUCAACAAGUGCAUCUUCAACAACUCCUACCACUUUCGGAACAACAAGUGCAUCUUCAACAACUCCUACCACUUCCGGAACAUCAAGUGCAUCUUUAACAACUCCUACCACUUCCGGAUCAACAAGUGCAUCUUCAACAACUCCUAUCACUUCCGGAACAACAAGUGCAUCUUCAACAACUCCUACCGCUUUCGGAACAACAAGUGCAUCUUCAACAACCCCUACCACUUCAGAAACAACAAGUGCAUCUUCAACAACUCCUACCACUUCCGGAUCAACAAGUGCAUCUUCAACAACUCCUUUCACUUCCGGAACAACAAGUGCAUCUUCAACAACUCCUACCACUUUCGGAACAACAAGUGCAUCUUCAACAACUCCUACCACUUCCGGAACAUCAAGUGCAUCUUUAACAACUCCUACCACUUCCGGAUCAACAAGUGCAUCUUCAACAACUCCUACCACUUUCGGAUCAACAAGUGCAUCUUCAACAACUCCUAUCACUUCUUGGACAACAAUUGCAUCUUCAACGACUUCUACCACUUCCAGAACAACAAGUGCAACUUUAACAACUCCUACCAUUUCAGGAACAACUAGUGCAUCUUUAAAAUCUCCUACCACUUCAGAAACAACAAGUGCAUCUUCAACAACUCCUACCACUUCCGGAUCAACAAGUGCAUCUUCAACAACUCCUAUCACUUCCGGAACAACAAGUGCAUCUUCAACAAGUCCUACCGCUUUCGGAACAGCAAGUGCAUCUCCAACAACUCCUACCACUUCCGGAACAACAAUUGCAUCUCCAACAACUCCUACCACUUCAGAAACAUCAAGUGCAUCUUCAACAACUCCUACCACUUCAGAAACAACAAGUGCAUCUUCAACAACUCCUAACACUUCUGGAACAACAGGUGCAUCUUUAACAACUUUUACCACUUCAGGAACAACAAGUGCAUCUUCAACAACUCCUACCACUUCCGGAACAACAAGUGCAUCUUCAACAAAUCCUAUCACUUUCGGAACCACAAGUGCGUCUUCAACAACUCCUACCACUUCCGCAACAACAAGUGCAUCUUUAACAACUCCUACCACUUCCGGAACAACAAGUGCAUCUUCAACAACUCCUACCACUUCCGGAACAACAAGUGCAUCUUUAACAACUCCUACCACUUCCGGAACAACAAGUGCAUCUUUAACAACUCCUACCACUUCCGGAAAAACAAGUGCAUCUUCAACAACACAUACCACUUCAGAAACAACAAGUGCAUCUUCAACAACUCCUACCACUUCAGAAACAACAAGUGCAUCCUUACCAACUCCUACCACUUCAGAAACAACAAGUGCAUCUUCAACAACUCCUACCACUUCAGAAACAACAAGUACAUUUUCAACAAAUACAGACACUAGUACAACUUUACACACAACAACAGGUGUGACAACAGAAAGAACAAUAUCUUCCUCACUAGCUCCCCAAACUACAACUGAACCUGCAACAAGUACAACUGCAGCUUUAAAUGCAGUUUCAUCCACAUCUGUGUCCACAGAAAGUAAUAAAUUUUCCUCAACAACUUUAAAAACUAUAACAGCACCUGGAACAAGCACAACUGCAGCUUCAAGUACAACUCCAUCCACAUUAACAGGUGUGACAACAGAUAGAACAAUAUUUUCCUCACUAGCUCCCCAAACUACAAUUGCACCUGCAACAAGUACAGCUGCAGCUUUAAGUGCAGUUUCAUCGACAGCUGUGUCCACAGAAAGUAUUUCAUUUUCCUCAACCACCCCAACAACUUUAAAAAGUGUAACAGCACCUUUAACAAGCAAAACUGCAGCUUCAAGUACAGCUCCAUCAACAGGUGUGACAACAGAAAGAACAAUAUUUUCUUCACUAGCUCCCCAAACUACAACUGCACCUGCAUCAAGUACAACUCCAGCUAUAAGUGCAGUUUCAUCCACAGCUGUGUCCACAGAAAGUAGUACAUUUUCCUCAACCACCCCAGCAACUUUAAAACCUGUAACAGCACCUGGAACAAGCACAACCACAGCUUCAAGUGCAGCUCCAUUCACAUUAACAGGUGUGACAACAGAAAGAACAAUAUUUUCCUCACUAGCUCCCCAAACUGCAACUGCACCUGCAUCAAGUACAACUCCAGCUAUAAGUGCAAUUUCAUCCACAGCUGUGUCCACAGAAAGUAGUACAUUUUCCUCAACCACCCCAGCAACUUUAAAACCUGUAACAGCACCUGGAACAAGCACAACUGCAGCUUCAAUUACAGCUCCAUCCACAUCAACGGGUGUGACAUCAGAGAGCACAAGAUUUUCUUCAACAACUCCUACCAUUACAGAAACACCAGCUGUACCAACAACAAACACAACUAAAACUUUAACUAUAGCUCCAUCCACAGCAACAGCUAUGACCACGGAAAGCAUAUCAAUGUCAUCAAGCAUUCCUCUCCUUCUAAAAACUACUAAGCUUGCAACAAGCACAAUUGCUGCUUUAUCAACAACACCUACAACUUCUCAAACUGCAUCUUCUACUACCACGAAAGCUUCCACAAGAACCGUGUUGACUCCAGAAAGCACAACUUUUGCCUCAACAAUUGCAUCAGUAUUGACUACAAUUACGUCUUCCACUAUGACCUUAUCUUCCCCUAUUGCACAUGCACCAACAACUACAGCUUUCACAAUCACAACUUUGCCUACAGAUUCUAGAUCAGCUACAACCUCAACUCGUACAUCACCAACAAUGUAUAAAUCUACAGAAGGUUUAACAGCACCUGCAACAACCACAUUUAAACUUUCCACAAGCACUAUAGUACCUUCAAUUACCUCAACAUCAACUCCAACCUCAACUAAAGCUACUGCCAUUCCAACAAAAAGUGCUUCUCUAGCAGCAACAAUGUCAACAACUAUAAAUCCCACAAGCUCAUCUAAAGCAGAAGGUUCAAACACAACCACACAUCAAACCACAACUGCAUUUCAAGUCACAACUGCACCUUUAUCAAGUACAACUAUAGCUUUUACAAAGACAGUUCCAGCACUGAGCCAAACAACACAUUUUACCAGAACAACUACACCUCCAAUAACCACAACUGUGUCUCCGGAAAACAUAACUGUAGCUGUGACAAUUACAUCUUCAACCUCAGUAAGUACAACAGCUACUUCAAGGAUGAUUAUAGCUCCAACCACUACAACUCCAACAAAAACAACUGAAGCUUCAACUUUAUCAUUUACAACUUUGACUGUACCCACUACAACAAGCAGUGCUGAACCUUUGGUCUCUCACAUGUCAACAAGCAAGUUCCCAGUGACUUUGAAUCAAAUAUCUGGUUCAGCAGUGGUGACAAGCAAACUAGUGUUCAACUCCUUAUCUCCAGUCCCCAGUGAAACUCUGGUGCUCAGUGCUAUCCAAACCCUCAGGGACUCAAAAGAGUCACAACUUGGUGAAUCCGUGAAGGUGGCGAAUGUCACUUAUGAAAGAAUCUCAGACACCUCCUAUGCAGUCAUCAUUAUAUUUACUCUGAGUAACAUCAGCAUCCCAGAAGACCCUGAUCUAAAAAAGAACACUUACAAUCAAGUGCAAAAUACUGUCAAUACUGCGCUGAACACUCUUCUGAAUGGGCCUACCUCUCCAGUUUUUGAACCCACAUCCUCUGACUUCACGAGCACAUCAGACCAAAUUAAUGGCAUGAUGGUUUACACCUUCCAAGAUGGAGAUGCGAUACAACCAGUCAGCUUCCUAGAUUUGCUUCGUUUACCAAUAGGAUCAACAACUACAACUAUGUUUCCUCUGACAUCAAGCAAAUUCCCAUUGACGUCUCAGAAACCACUAUCUGGAUCAGCAGUGGUGACAAGCAAACUGGUGUUUAACUCCUCAUCUCCAGUCCCCAGUAAAGCCCUGGUGCUUAGUGCUAUCCAAACCCUCAGGGACUCAAGAGAGUCACAACUUGGUGAAUCUGUGAAGGUGACGAAUGUCACUUAUGAAAAAAUCUCAGACACCUCCUAUGCAGUCAUCAUUACAUUAACUCUGAGUAACAUCAGCAUCCCAGAAGACCCUGAGCUCAAAAACAACACUUACAAUCAAGUGCAAAAUACUGUCAAUACUGCACUGAACACUCUUCUGAAUGGGCCUACCUCUCCAGUUUUUGAACCCACGUCCUCUGACUUCACGAGCACACCAGAUCAAAUUAAUGGCAUGAUAGUUUACACCUUCCAAGAUGGAGAUGCGAUACAACCAGUUAGCUUCCUGGAUCUGCUUCGCUUACCAAUAGGAUCAACAACUACCACUGUGUCUCCUCUGACAUCAAGCAAAUUCCCAUUGACGUCUCAGAAACCACUAUCUGGUUCAGCAGUGGUGACAAGCAAACUGGUGUUCAACUCCUCAUCUCCAGUCCCCAGUGAAGCUCUGGUGCUCAGUGCUAUCCAAACCCUCAGAGAUUCAAGAGAGUCACAACUUGGUGAAUCUGUGAAGGUGGCGAAUGUCACUUAUGAAAAAAUCUCAGACACCUCCUAUGCAGUCAUCAUUAUAUUUACUCUGAGUAACAUCAGCAUCCCAGAAGACCCUAAUUUGAAAAACAACACUUACAAUCAAGUGCAAAAUACUGUCAAUACUGCGCUGAACACUCUUCUGAAUGGGCCUAAUUCUACAGUUUUUGAACCCACGUCCUCUGACUUCACGAGCACACCAGAUCAAAUUAAUGGCCUGAUGGUUUAUACCUUCCAAGAUGGAGAUGCGAUACAACCAGUUAGCUUCCUAGAUCUGCUUCGUUUACCAACAGGAUCAACAACUACAACGUUUUCUCCAAUGACAUCCAGUAAAUUCCCAUUGACGUCUCAAAAACCACUAUCUGGUUCAGCAGUGGUGACAAGCAAACUGGUGUUCAACUCCUCAUCUCCAGUCCCCAGUGAAACUCAGGUGCUCAGUGCUAUCCAAACCCUCAAAGAUUCAAGAGAGUCACAACUUGGUGAAUCCGUGAAGGUGGCGAAUGUCACUUAUGAAAAAAUCUCAGACACCUCCUAUGCAGUCAUCAUUAUAUUUACUCUGAGUAACAUCAGCAUCCCAGAAGACCCUAAUCUAAAAAACAACACUUACAAUCAAGUGCAAAAUACUGUCAAUACUGCGCUGAACACUCUUCUGAAUGGGCCUAAUUCUACAGUUUUUGAACCCACGACCUCUGACUUCACGAGCACACCAGAUCAAAUUAAUGGCCUGAUGGUUUACACCUUCCAAGAUGGAGAUGCGAUACAACCAGUUAGCUUCCUAGAUCUGCUUCGUUUACCAAUAGGAUCAACAACUACAACGUUUUCUCCAAUGACAUCCAGCAAAUUCCCAUUGACGUCUCAGAAACCACUAUCUGGUUCAGCAGUGGUGACAAGCAAACUGGUGUUCAACUCCUCAUCUCCAGUCCCCAGUGAAGCUCUGGUGCUCAGUGCUAUCCAAACCCUCAGAGACACCAGAGAGUCACAACUUGGUGAAUCUGUGAAGGUGACGAAUGUCACUUAUGAAAAAAUCUCAGACACCUCCUAUGCAGUCAUCUUUAUAUUUACUUUGAGUAACAUCAGCAUCCCAGAAGACCCUAAUCUAAAAAACAACACUUACAAUCAAGUGCAAAAUACUGUCAAUACUGCGCUGAACACUCUUCUGAAUGGGCCUGCCUCUACAGUUUUUGAUCCCACGUCCUCUGACUUCACGAGCACACCAGAUCAAAUUAAUGGCUUGAUGGUUUACACCUUCCAAGAUGGAGAUGCGAUACAACCAGUUAGCUUCCUAGAUCUGCUUCGUUUACCAAUAGGAUCAACAACUACAACUGUGUCUUCUCUGACAUCAAGUAAAUUCCCAUUGACGUCUCAGAAACCACUAUCUGGAUCAGCAGUGGUGACAAGCAAACUGGUGUUCAACUCCUCAUCUCCAGUCCCCAGUGAAGCUCUGGUGCUCAGUGCUAUCCAAACCCUCAGAGAUUCCAGAGAGUCACAACUUGGUGAAUCUGUGAAGUUGGCGAAUGUCACUUAUGAAAAAAUCUCAGACACCUCCUAUGCAGUCAUCAUUAUAUUUACUCUGAGUAACAUCAGCAUCCCAGAAGACCCUAAUCUAAAAAACAACACUUACAAUCAAGUGCAAAAUACUGUCAAUACUGCGCUGAACACUCUUCUGAAUGGGCCUAAUUCUACUGUUUUUGAACCCACGUCCUCUGACUUCACGAGCACACCAGAUCAAAUUAAUGGCCUGAUGGUUUACACCUUCCAAGAUGGAGAUGCGAUACAACCAGUCAGCUUCCUAGAUCUGCUUCGUUUACCAAUAGGAUCAACAACUACAACUGUGUCUCCUCUGACAUCAAGCAAAUUCCCAUUGACGUCUCAGAAACCACUAUCUGGUUCAGCAGUGGUGACAAGCAAACUGGUGUUCAACUCCUCAUCUCCAGUCCCCAGUGAAGCUCUGGUGCUCAGUGCUAUCCAAACCCUCAGGGACACCAGAGAGUCACAACUUGGUGAAUCCGUGAAGGUGGCGAAUGUCACUUAUGAAAAAAUCUCAGACACCUCCUAUGCAGUCAUCAUUAUAUUUACUCUGAGUAACAUCAGCAUCCCAGAAGACCCUAAUCUAAAAAACAACACUUACAAUCAAGUGCAAAAUACUGUCAAUACUGCGCUGAACACUCUUCUGAAUGGCCCUACCUCUACAGUUUUUGAACCCACGUCCUCUGACUUCACGAGCACACCGGAUCAAAUUAAUGGCCUGAUGGUUUACACCUUCCAAGAUGGAGAUGCGAUACAACCAGUUAGCUUCCUAGAUCUGCUUCGUUUACCAAUAGGAUCAACAACUACAACUGUGUCUUCUCUGACAUCAAGCAAAUUCCCAUUGACGUCUCAGAAACCACUAUCUGGUUCAGCAGUGGUGACAAGCAAACUGGUGUUCAACUCCUCAUCUCCAGUCCCCAGUGAAGCUCUGGUGCUCAGUGCUAUCCAAACCCUCAGAGAUUCCAGAGAGUCACAACUUGGUGAAUCUGUGAAGGUGGCGAAUGUCACUUAUGAAAAAAUCUCAGACACCUCCUAUGCAGUCAUCAUUAUAUUUACUUUGAGUAACAUCAGCAUCCCAGAAGACCCUAAUCUAAAAAACAACACUUACAAUCAAGUGCAAAAUACUGUCAAUACUGCGCUGAACACUCUUCUGAAUGGCCCUACCUCUACAGUUUUUGAACCCACGUCCUCUGACUUCACGAGCACACCAGAUCAAAUUAAUGGCCUGAUGGUUUACACCUUCCAAGAUGGAGAUGCGAUACAACCAGUUAGCUUCCUAGAUCUACUUCGUUUACCAAUAGGAUCAACAACUACAACGUUGUCUCCUAUGACAUCCAGCAAAUUCCCAUUGACGUCUCAGAAACCACUAUCUGGUUCAGCAGUGGUGACAAGCAAACUGGUGUUCAACUCCUCAUCUCCAGUCCCCAGUGAAGCUCUGGUGCUCAGUGCUAUCCAAACCCUCAGAGAUUCAAGAGAGUCACAACUUGGUGAAUCUGUGAAGGUGGCGAAUGUCACUUACGAAAAAAUCUCAGACACCUCCUAUGCAGUCAUCAUUAUAUUUACUCUGAGUAACAUCAGCAUCCCAGAAGACCCUAAUCUAAAAAACAACACUUACAAUCAAGUGCAAAAUACUGUUAAUACUGCGCUGAACACUCUUCUGAAUGGGCCUAAUUCUACCGUUUUUGAACCCACAUCCUCUGACUUCACGAGCACACCAGAUCAAAUUAAUGGCCUGAUGGUUUACACCUUCCAAGAUGGAGAUGCGAUACAACCAGUUAGCUUCCUAGAUCUGCUUCGUUUACCAAUAGGAUCAACAACUACAACAUUGUCUCCUAUGACAUCCAGCAAAUUCCCAUUGACGUCUCAGAAACCACUAUCUGGAUCAGCAGUGGUGACAAGUAAACUGAUGUUCAACUCCUCAUCUCCAGUCCCCAGUGAAGCUCAGGUGCUCAGUGCUAUCCAAACCCUCAGAAAUUCAAGAGAGUCACAACUUGGUGAAUCUGUGAAGGUGGCGAAUGUCACUUAUGAAAAACUCUCAGACACCUCCUAUGCAGUCAUCAUUAUAUUUACUCUGAGUAACAUCAGCAUCCCAGAAGACCCUGAGCUCAAAAACAACACUUACAGUCAAGUGCAAAAUACUGUCAAUACUGCGCUGAACACUCUUCUGAAUGGCCCUACCUCUACAGUUUUUGAACCCACGUCCUCUGACUUCACGAGCACACCAGAUCAAAUUAAUGGCCUGAUGGUUUACACCUUCCAAGAUGGAGAUGCGAUACAACCAGUUAGCUUCCUAGAUCUGCUUCGUUUACCAAUAGGAUCAACAACUACAACUGUGUCUUCUCUGACAUCAAGUAAAUUCCCAUUGACUUCUCAGAAACCACUAUCUGGUUCAGCAGUGGUGACAAGCAAACUGGUGUUCAACUCCUCAUCUCCAGUCCCCAGUGAAGCUCUGGUGCUCAGUGCUAUCCAAACCCUCGGAGAUUCAAGAGAGUCACAACUUGGUGAAUCCGUGAAGGUGGCGAAUGUCACUUAUGAAAAAAUCUCAGACACCUCCUAUGCAGUCAUCAUUAUAUUUACUCUGAGUAACAUCAGCAUCCCAAAAGACCCUGAGCUCAAAAACAACACUUACAAUCAAGUGCAAAAUACUGUCAAUACUGCGCUGAACACUCUUCUGAAUGGGCCUGCCUCUACAGUUUUUGAACCCACAUCCUCUGACUUCACGAGCACACCGGAUCAAAUUAAUGGCCUGAUGGUUUACAACUUCCAAGAUGGAGAUGCGAUACAACCAGUUAGCUUCCUAGAUCUGCUUCGUUUACCAAUAGGAUCAACAACUACAACCCUGUCUCCUAUGACAUCCAGCAAAUUCCCAUUGACGUCUCAGAAACCACUAUCUGGUUCAGCAGUGGUGACAAGCAAACUGGUGUUCAACUCCUCAUCUCCAGUCCCCAGUGAAGCCCUGGUGCUCAGUGCUAUCCAAACCCUCAGAGAUUCAAGAGAGUCACAACUUGGUGAAUCAGUGAAGGUGGCGAAUGUCACUUAUGAAAGAAUCUCAGACACCUCCUAUGCAGUCAUCAUUAUAUUUACUCUGAGUAACAUCAGCAUCCCAGAAGACCCUAAUCUAAAAAACAACACUUACAAUCAAGUGCAAAAUACUGUCAAUACUGCGCUGAACACUCUUCUGAAUGGGCCUGCCUCUCCAGUUUUUGAACCCACGUCCUCUGACUUCACGAGCACACCAGAUCAAAUUAAUGGCCUGAUGGUUUACACCUUCCAAGAUGGAGAUGCGAUACAACCAGUUAGCUUCCUAGAUCUGCUUCGUUUACCAAUAGGAUCAACCACUACAACUGUGUCUCCUCUUACAUCAAGCAAAUUCCCAUUGACGUCUCAGAAACCACUAUCUGGUUCAGCAGUGGUGACAAGCAAACUGGUGUUCAACUCCUUAUCUCCAGUCCCCAGUGAAACUCAGGUGCUCAGUGCUAUCCAAACUCUAAGGAAUUCAAGAGAGUCACAACUUGGUGAAUCUGUGAAGGUGGCAAAUGUCACUUAUGAAAAAAUCUCAGACACCUCAUAUGCAGUCAUCAUUACACUUACUCUGAGUAACAUCAGCAUCCCAGAAGACCCUGAGCUCAAAAACAGCACUUUCAAUCAAGUGAAAAAUAUUGUCAAUAAUGCGCUGAACACUCUUCUGAAUGGGCCUACCUCUCCAGUUUUUGAACCCACGUCCUCUGACUUCACGAGCAAAUUAGACCAAAUUAAUGGCACCGUAGAUUACACCUUCCAAGAUGGAGAUGCGAUAAAACCAGUUAGCUUCCUAGAUCUGCUUAAUUUACCAAUAGAUCUAACAACAACCAAGACUCCAACAACAACCACAACACAACCACCGACUGUGCUUGGAAAGGUGGUCAUUUACAUUGAACUGGUGUUUAUCACAUUUGGUCAAGUUCCAAGUGAGGAGAGUGUACUACAAAUAGUUCACAGUUUUCUAGACACAGGUCUGAGAAUCGUCCAGUCAGUCCCAACACAAAACCUGAGUGAUCCUGUGAGCUUUGUGAAUAUCACCUAUCAUAAAUUGGCUGAUAACAAAUAUUCCAUCAACUUUGGAUUUGAAAUCAAAGAUGUACUUAUGUUUGAAAACCCUGAUCUCAGAAAUGACACCUUCCCAUCAAUUCAAGACAAAAUAAAUGGAUUGCUGAACAAGAUCCUAAGUGACCCCUCGGGUGUAUUUAAUUUCAAGGCAACCAAUUUUACGGGUAACUCCACGGCGAUUCGUGCCGAUGUACAGUAUGUUUUCAACCAAAGUGACAUCCAUACACCCAGCCUCUUUGUUCAAGAACUCCUCAAAAUUAAUGGAGUUACCUCAACACCAGCACCGACUGUGCUUGGGAAAGUGAUCAUUUUCAUUAAACUGGUGUUCAUCACACGUGGUCCGGCUCCAAGUGAGGAGAGUGUACUACAGAUAGCGAACAGUCUUCUAGACGUACAUCUGAGAACCGUCCGAUCAGUCCCAACACAAACCCUGAAUGAUCCUGUUAGCAUUGUGAAUAUCACCUAUGAGAAAUUGGCUGAUAACCAAUAUUCCAUCAACUUUGGAUUUGCAAUCAACGAUGUCAACAUGUCAGAGAAAAUUGAAUUCAGAAAUGAAACCUACAAAAUAGUUCAAGAUAAAAUAAAUGAAUUGCUGAACAAGAUCCUAAAUGACCCCACAGCUGCUAUAUUUAAGUUCAACCCAGCCAUGUUUACGGGUAACUCCACUGUGAUUCGUGCUGAUGUGCAGUAUAUUUUCAACGAAUCUGACAUUGGUAAACCCAGCAUCUUUGUUGAAGCACUUCUCAAAGUUAAUGGAGUUAUUACCACAGCUGCACCUGCCAGAACCACCUCUAUGGUGGUAAACACUACUGGGGCAAACAAUAGCAGUGCAGCAUGGGUUGUGGCUAUAAUUGUUCCCUGUGCUAUAGCCAUCAUGCUUGUACCUUGCUGGAUUCUCCUUUGUUGUUUGCUCUGUGGUUGCUGUACACGAAUAAGACGACGUUGGCACAGGAGGCAGUCAUACAACAUACAGUACACAACUCACAAUCUCUUCUAGAGGGUUCACAAAUAUUCAGUGAGAAAGAACAAGACUGAGCACCACUAACUACAUAACAAAUCAAUUCAUUUUACUAAAAUUUUAAUGAAUUUUUUUUUUAAUAUAUUACAUAUGUUGAAAAUUAUUUAUUUUAUGUGACUGUAUUGCUGGACAUACAGGAUCUGUCUAAAAAUGAAAAUAAUAGAAAAUGACACAAAUGUUUAGUUUUUUUUCUGUAGUAUAUAAUGGAUUAAUAUUUAUUUGUAUUUAUUUAUGAAUGUAUUCAGUCAACAGCAUGUCAAAUUAUUUUCUAAAAAAAUAUAUAUAUUUGUAGUUUUAAAACAUUUUAUUCAAAUUGUACAAUGUUCAAAUUUAUUUUUUGUAACUUCAGGCACUUUAACAUCUGUUCUAAACUGACAUUAUAUGUUAAACUGUAUAAACUUUAAUAAAAAAAAUUAGCAAU